AUGGCCUCUCCAUUCGACAGGGCGCCACCACGGCGCCAGUCGAUGCUGAACACAAGCAAUGACGGCGAAAAGGACCUGGCGCAUUCGCUCAAGCAGCUGUCUCUUUCGACCUCUCCCGCUAGCAACUCUCCCCGCACGCCGAGCGCACUCUCGCCGUUGAGACCGGUUAUGAAUAGGACCUCCCCUGCGCCGAGUCCUCGAGCACCCUCCCGCAGUCCCUCCUUUGCGAGAGAGCUCUCCCGGUCCCGAUCCUCGACCCCAACGCUCCAGCGAUCUUCAACGCCGACGCUCCAGCGCAAGACAUCUACGAGUUCUUUGCACUCUGUGGGCGGCUCCUCGAGUAGGACGCCUAGUAAAGCUCCUUCGCGACGGACCAGCAUGGCGUAUGCGUCCUCUCCCGUUGUCAAAUCACCCCUACGACCGAGCCCCCCUGAAUAUAUCAAGCCCCCACCCACGGCAAAUACAGUUGCUCGCGACUAUUUCAAGACCGAGUUGGACUUGCUUCACUCCCCGACUUCAACUCGUGCCACCGAAGCUCUAGUCAUACUACACGAUGCUUGCUACGGACACCGGUUCUCUCGUCCCAAGACCUCCCGAGCUGCCCUUAGCACCAUCGUCGAGCGACCCGAGAGAAUCAAGGCCGGUGUUUUGGGAGUAGCCAUGGCUUACGUGCGGCUUGGUGAGCGACAUUGCGAUGGCGCAUAUGCACUGCAUCCGAGCCUGGACCCUUCGUCGAUCCCGAAUAUCCCGUUUCGCAUUUACAAGACCGAUCGGAGACUGCCCCUGACAUCGCCGGCUGUCACCAACGUGCAUGGUACCAAGUGGAUGGAGGAGCUCAAGAUGAUGUGCGAUGUGGCUGAGACGAAAUUGGCAACGGGCGGAAAGGAGCUUCAGCGACCGGAAAUGAACCGAGGUGCGGAGGGACCGCCCGACAAGUUCCAUGAGGGUGAUUUAUACCUUUGUUCGGAAUCUCUCGAAGCGUUUGAGGGUGCGUUAGGCGCUGUCUGCGAGGCCGUGGAUCGCGUCUUCACCUCAGGCCCUCGUCGAGCUUUUGUUGCAGUACGUCCACCGGGGCAUCAUUGCUCAGCUUCGUACCCAUCCGGGUUUUGCUGGAUCAAUAAUGUACAUGUGGGAAUUAUGCAUGCCAUUCUCAACCACGGCUUGACUCAUGCGGCCAUCAUCGACUUUGAUCUUCACCAUGGAGACGGCUCACAGGCUAUUACGUGGGCGCACAACACACGAGGAGUGAACGCUGCCAAAAACACCGCUGCUUGGAAAAAGGCAUCCGUCGGCUACUUCAGUCUCCAUGACAUCAAUUCUUACCCUUGUGAGAUGGGAGACGAAGAAAAGGUGAAGAAUGCGAGUUUGUGCAUUGACAAUGCUCACGGUCAGAAUAUCUACAACGUUCAUCUGGAGUCGUAUGGCUCUGAAAAGGAGUUUUGGGAGUUGUACGAGUCCAAGUAUUCCGUCAUCCUAGAAAAGACCCGCAAAUAUCUCAAAACGCAAGCAGCUCGCCUACGCUCCCUCAACCUGCCCCCGAAAGCAGCCAUUUUCUUCUCGGCAGGAUUUGAUGCCAGUGAGUGGGAGACAAAGGGUAUGCAGCGUCACAACGUGAACGUUCCUACCGAGUUCUACGCCCGUAUCGCGCAAGAUGUCGUCAAAAUCGCCGCGGAGGAAGGCCUAGGAGUUGACGGCCGGGUGAUCAGUGUGCUCGAAGGAGGCUACAGCGAUCGCGCUCUGUACUCUGGCAUUUUCAGCCAUUUGAGCGGACUUUCAGGGGACCAGACUUCAGCAGAACCGACUCGGGGUCGCUCGUCACUUGGCCACGAGGCGGGACAGAUGACCGGGGCGAUUCCUGAUGGUCAAAGCAUUCCCAAGGGCCCAUCUCUAGCAUCUCUACACCCAUACAAUCCGGCUUGGUGGUCAACCGCUGAGCUGGACGAGCUUGAGGUGGCAAUGGGCAACCGACCACCAAGCCCCAAGGCGGUACGACACUCGACGCCGCCAACUUACUCUACACCUACCCAGGCGUCGAUUGGUAAGGCCGUAGACCCUGCCAGGAUGAGGCGCAUGGCGUCCGGCCUGUCAAACGGGAUGCCAUAUACUCGGCCGCCGACACCGCCCCCUCCCGAUGUUCACUGGACUGUUGCAGCUCACGAGCUGAGCAGGCUACUCAUCCCGUCGGACCGCCAAGUCGACAGCUGCAAGCCCGAGGACCUCAAUGCGGAAGCAACUAGGGCUAGAAGGGACCGGCAGUCGAUCCUCAACCCUGAUCUCGUACCGCCUGCGCCUGCACCUGCGCCUGCGCCGGCUCCAGUCAGCAGGCCAACCUCACGAAUGUCGCUGAGAGAACGCAAACCAGCGAGGCCGGGCAUGUACGUUGAUGCUGACGAGGACGAAGACAAGCAGUCUAAGAACAGACGGAAAACGGUGGCGGGGUCGUCUGCGCUCUCUUCGGACAAGGUUGGUGACAUCUCGCAAGAUCCUCUGGAGACCUGGACUAACACAAUGACUAGGCUGCAGCUCGUGGUAUCACGUCUGAUACGAACGGAGCAGCCCAGCGGCCAGGCCGACGCCUUAGUGCGGUGUCGUCGGUGGCUUCAAAUGCUUCAGAGAUGA
This is a messenger RNA of Colletotrichum spaethianum, 2619 nucleotides long. RefSeq names its product histone deacetylase HOS3. The record is from RefSeq and is a predicted model, not a curated record. Lineage: Eukaryota; Fungi; Ascomycota; Sordariomycetes; Glomerellales; Glomerellaceae. Gene Ontology annotation, cellular component: nucleus. Bases 1 to 2619 code for a protein of 872 amino acids. Gene Ontology annotation, molecular function: histone deacetylase activity. The transcript has a single exon.